GUCUGUGUGGGGUGGGAGCCCUCCUCUGCUCUGAGUUGCUGCUACAGGGAGUCUAGAUGGGACCAUUGGAAAAGGUCAGGGCAGCCUGGGCACCUCUUGACGCCUCCUGAGAUUCACACGUUCCCAGCUGGUCCUUGGACUGGGCAGCUCCCAUGUGGGGCUGGGAGGUGAUGGGGGGACCAGGCAGCUGCAGGAGGGGAUGUGGUUUGCUGGGCGUGGCAGGGAGUUGGCUUUGCUCUGACCACGGUAGAUUUGGGCUGGAGAUUGCAGAGAAAAUCAGCUGAUGGGGUGGAAAGGGGCCGAGCGCAUCACGGGCUUCCUGGGGCUGCAGCCCCCGGCACAGUUCCUCAUUCCGCUCGCACUCGGGCCUCAGGCUGGGUGGAGCUCAGCACUGGGGUGUUGGUGGCAGCACUGAGGGGCCCCCACUGCCCCAUCAUGGCGUCUGCUCUCACCGUUCUCCUCCUCGGCUGCUGGCUGGCCGGGCGGAGCGGGGUGUCGGGAGAGCGAUCCCUCCCCAAACCCUCCAUCUCCGUCAGCCCCGGUGGGGUGAUCCCCAUGGGGGGAAACAUCACCAUCCGGUGUUGGCAUCAGCACCUGGGCAUGAGGUUCCACCUCUACAAGGCUGGCGUUGGGAACUCUCUGACUUACACAGACCCUGCUGGCUCUGAGGCUGAAUUUCCCAUCACCAGCGCCAGACGGGAACACGGUGGCAGCUACACCUGUCGUUAUAGCAACAGAACAGGAGGUGCUGCCUUCUCGGAGCCCAGUGACCCUGUGCAGAUCAUUGUAGCAGAUCCCAGCUUACCCAGACCCUCCAUAUCUCUGAGACCCACCGGGGUCACCGUCCCAGGGGCAGACGUCACCAUCCGGUGUCAGGGGCAGCACCGGUACGUGAGGUUCUUCCUGCACAAGGCUGGAGACCGGAACCCGCAGCGACACGUGGACCCUGCUGGGGCCAGGGCUGAGUUCCGCAUCCCCACCGUGGGCCGGCAGCACGGAGGGAGCUACAGCUGCAGCUACCGGCACCCAUCAGAGCCCUUCGUCUCCUCGCAGCCCAGCAACACCGUGCAGCUGGUGGUAGCAGGGGGGACUGACCCGACCCAGCCUGGACCAGCGACGGCUCCCACCCGCCCAGGCAGUGCGGGGACAGCAGCCCCCCCGGGGCGCCCGGAUUUCACCUACGCCAACAUCGCCCGCCUGGUGCUGGGCACCAUGGUCCUGCUCGUCCUGGGGCUGAUCCUGGCUGAGGCCUAUUCCAGCCGCCCGAGGGGGGUGCCCUAGGUGAGGUGACCCCUUUGUCGCUCAUGUCUGGAUCCUUUUCCAGUUUCUCCACAUCCUUUCUAUACAGCGGUGACCGGAACUGGACACAGCACUCCCGGCCUGCCCAGCGCCGAGCAGAGCGGUACUCUCAGCGCCCGUGACUUGCACGCUGCACCUCUGUUAAUGCAGCCGAACAUUGCAUUUGCUUUUGUUUUGCAACGGCAUCGCGUUGCUGACUCACGUUGAGGGUGUGAUGAUCCACGACAACUCCCCGCUCCGUCUCAGCAGUGCUGCUGCCAAGCCAGUGAGCCCCCAUCCUGUGCUUGUGCAUUUGGUUUUUCUUCCCUACGUGCAGCACCUCUGUUGACUUUCAAAUAGCUUGGAAAAGACAUGACUAAGGUGGGAUACGAUAGAGGUCUAUAAAAUCAUGACUGGUGUGGAGAAACUAAAUCAGGAAGUGUUGUUUACUCCUUCUCAUAACACAAGAACGAGGGAUCACCCAAUAAAAUUAAUAGGCAGCAGGUUUCAAACAAACAACAGGAUGCAUUUCUUCACCUAACGCACAGUUAACCUGUGGAACUCCUUUCCAGAGGAUGUUGUGAAGGCCAAGAUUAUA
Chrysemys picta bellii (western painted turtle) is the source of this 1876-nucleotide messenger RNA. The record is from RefSeq and is a predicted model, not a curated record. Lineage: Eukaryota; Metazoa; Chordata; Testudines; Emydidae.